Molecule: messenger RNA, 1644 nt
Organism: Venustampulla echinocandica
Lineage: Eukaryota; Fungi; Ascomycota; Leotiomycetes; Helotiales; Pleuroascaceae
Product: Autophagy-related protein
Exons: 6
Coding region: 1-1644 (547 amino acids)
Source: RefSeq, a predicted model, not a curated record
AUGGCAUCCGCAGCGCCUGCUCUGGACCUCGCAACGGCUCCAGCCGAAGACCCAACUAAACCCUCAGUGUCAACUCUCCUCGACGAGUCCCCUCCCCCAAUUGCACCCGAUCAAUUCGAUCCAAAAUGGGAGACCGACAAGCUAGAAAUAUGGAGUUAUUACGCUUAUUAUAUUGGCAAUAACGGAUUAUCGCUCUUUAAUUUUGCGCCGACGGCAUUUCAGAAUCUGUUGUAUCAGGCAGUUGGGGAUGGCACUACCUUGAGAUUUGCUGGGAGAGACAGGACUAUUAACAGCAUAGUUCUCUUGGCAAACGGGAUAAGCUUUUCUAUCCAAGUGGUAGUGUUCUUACUUCUUGGAAGUUUUGCUGAUUUCGGGACCUGGCGUCCAAACAUCUUGAUCGUUCUAUCACUGGUUGCCUGGGGCGUCGGGUUUGGAUGGUUAGGCGUGCAUGAUCCUUCUAAGUGGGAGAUCGCAACCGGCUUGUACAUCGUUGGACUCAUUGCCUACCAAACAACAUUGACUUUCUGGACUGCUGCCUUUCCGGGCUUGGCUCGAAAUACGCCCCAGCUUCGUGAAAAAGCAGAAGCAUACCAAGCAGGAGAGAUUUCUAGAGCAGACUAUGACUAUGCGGAUACGCUCAAGCGCUCUGAACUUUCUAAUAUGGCAUUCUAUAUCCAGUCACUCGGAGAGAUCGUCAUCCUAGCUGUCAUCGUCGGAAUCAUGUUCGGGAUUAAUGUCAAUGCCUCAACUGAGAACAAUAACUGGGGCCUAUCAGUGCUUGUGGCAUUUGUUACAGGUGUCUGGUUACUCCUUGCGAUUCCUUGGUUUCUUAAGGAAAAGAGGAGGGCUGGGCAAGAGGUUCCGCCAGGAAUGAACAUCAUAACCGUCGGAUUAUGGCAACUCUACCGCGCACUCGGCCAAAUUUGGCAGCUAAAGCAAUCCCUAAUCUACCUAAUUGGUUACUUCCUCCUGGGCGACAGUCUCAACACCACCGUGACGGUCAUAGCCACCCUCCAAAACAGCAUUGUCGCCUACAACACCCUCCAACUAACCUACCUCCUAAUCGUGGGCAUAGCCGCCCAAGCAAUCGGCAUCUACACAUUCUGGUGGGCCCAGCGCCGGUACGGCCUCUCCACAAAAACAAUGUUCAACAUCGUCGCGUGUGCAAUCAUAGUCCUCGACAUAUGGGGCAUGAUAGGCAUCUGGACGGAGAAAUUCGGUUUCCACAAUGUGUGGGAAGUCUGGUUAUACCAAGUGUUCUACGGCCUCUUCGUCUGUCCAUGGUACUCGUACUCGCAAAUCAUGAUCAGCGAGGUCACGCCGCGAGGCCGGGAGUUUCUCUUCUUCAGUUUGUUUAGUAUUAUUGGGAAGACAUCCAGUUUUAUCGGACCUUUGGUUAGCUCGGCCAUUAUCGAUGCGACGCCGAGCGGGAAUAAUUCUACGCCUUUUUAUUUUUUGACGGCGUUAAGUGUGCUGAGCUUCUUUGUUUGUGUUUUUGGUGUCGACUUGGAGAGGAGUCGGAGGGAGCAGGAUGAGUUUUUGGAGAGCGAGGAUGAGCACAAGAAAGGAAUGGGUUUACAUCAUAUUGAUGGUACUGAAACGGCCAUCCGGGUGAGCCAGGGUGCGGGUAGUAUGAAAGUUUAA